Molecule: messenger RNA, 634 nt
Organism: Brassica oleracea var. oleracea
Lineage: Eukaryota; Viridiplantae; Streptophyta; Magnoliopsida; Brassicales; Brassicaceae
Exons: 2
Coding region: 97-429 (110 amino acids)
Source: RefSeq, a predicted model, not a curated record
UGUGAAUAUAUGAAGAAAAUAAGAGAGCCAUCUUUGAGGAAUACCAAACACGCAUGAAUUGACCUUGUUCCUGUUCCAAGUUAACGAUUCUAAUUCAUGGAGGAGGCGAAACCGAGGAAGAGCUUGACCGGCAGUAGCAGCAGAGAGUCGUUGAAGACCAAGAAUCCGUUUAGUCGUGUGAAUGAAGAAGACGACAGCAAAAGCAAGACAGGAUUGUCAAUGAGGAAGUCGUGGUCUACGGACUCGCUUGGUCUGCUCGGUAACAGCAACACGUUGGGGAAGACAUGCAUAUGUGCUCCAACAAAGCACGAAGGGUCCUUCCGUUGCAGGCUUCACCGUACAUCGGCCACAAGCCAAGGUGCAAUAGCUACUACGCAAAUUCAUCUCCCAAAGCCCUUGCUUCCUUCUAGUCGUCUCAGUGACUACUAGUCUUUUGUAUUGUUCACAUGGUAUGGCUAUGGUCUGAUUGAAGAUUGUUACAGUUUCUUGUUAUUCACAAAAACCAAUAUGGUGUGGUAUUCUUUUUAUACAUGUGAUACACAUUGUAACUCAUGUGUUCCUGUCUGUAUGUGUAUGUUAAUGCUGUUUUUUUUUUUUGCUUGGUUGAUUUGGUUUGAUCAAUUAAUAAGGUAAG